AUGAGUAUCACCACCAGUAUCAUUACCAGUAUCACCACCACUAUCAUUACCAGUAUCACCACCACUAUCAUUACCAGUAUCACCACCAGUAUCAUUACCAGUAUCACCACCAGUAUCAUUACCAGUAUACACCACCACUAUCAUUACCAGUAUCACCACCACUAUCAUUACCAGUAUCACCACCUCUAUCAUUACCAGUAUCACCACCACUAUCAUUACCAGUAUCACCACCACUAUCAUUACCAGCAUCGCCACCAGUAUCAUUACCAGUAUCACCACCACUGUCAUUACCAGUAUCACCACCAAUAUCAUUACCAGUAUCACCUCCGCUAUCAAUACCAGUAUCACCACCAGUAUCAUUACCAGUAUCACCACCACUAUCAUUACCAGUAUCACCACCACUAUCAUUACCAGUAUCGCCACCAGUAUCAUUACCAGUAUCACCACCACUAUCAUUACCAGUAUCAUCACCACUAUCAUUACCAGUAUCGCCACCAGUAUCAUUACCAGUAUCACCACCACUAUCAUUACCAGUAUCACCACCAGUAUCAUUACCAGUAUCACCUCCACUAUCAUUACCAGUAUCGCCACCAGUAUCAUUACCAGUAUCACCACCACUAUCAUUACCAGUAUCACCUCCACUAUCAUUACCAGUAUCACCACCACUAUCAUUACCAGUAUCACCACCACUAUCAUUACCAGUAUCACCACCUCUAUCAUUACCAGUAUCACCUCCACUAUCAUUACCAGUAUCACCACCAGUAUCAUUACCAGUAUCACCUCCACUAUCAUUACCAGUAUCACCUCCACUAUCAUUACCAGUAUCACCACCACUAUCAUUACCAGUAUCACCACCAGUAUCAUUACCAGUAUCACCACUACUAUCAUUACCAGUAUCACCACCAGUACUUCCACCAAUAUUACCACCAGCAUCACGACCAAUUAUCUCCAACAGUAUCAUUUCCAUUGGUGUUCCACAAGGCUCUGUUCUAA
Pygocentrus nattereri (red-bellied piranha) is the source of this 993-nucleotide messenger RNA. RefSeq names its product histidine-rich glycoprotein-like. The coding region runs from base 1 to 993 and encodes 330 amino acids. The transcript has a single exon. The record is from RefSeq and is a predicted model, not a curated record. Lineage: Eukaryota; Metazoa; Chordata; Actinopteri; Characiformes; Serrasalmidae.